Messenger RNA from Phanerochaete carnosa HHB-10118-sp, 1071 nucleotides. RefSeq lists its product as uncharacterized. The record is from RefSeq and is a predicted model, not a curated record. The transcript is spliced from 2 exons. NCBI's taxonomy places the organism in Eukaryota, Fungi, Basidiomycota, Agaricomycetes, Polyporales, Phanerochaetaceae. The coding region runs from base 1 to 1071 and encodes 356 amino acids.
AUGGGCAUAGCUGCUGAAGUCCUCGCGCAACAACUGUAUCACUACGGUCAUGGCCGUGCACUCUGGACGCCGGAGCCCGCAGACGGCGAUGUAUACAUUGGCGACGUGGGAUAUGUCGACGAGGACGGUGCUUUCCAACGCCUGUUUAAUGUGACCGUCGAUGCGGAUCAUCCCCUCAACCGUGCUGGCGUACCAGAAAACUUUGUGCCACUACGCUUCAAUAAGCGGCUGCUGCAGCUCAAGCCCAGCUACAUCAGUCCCAUGCCGUUCUGCAGCAAGAGCGUGAAGAGCCACAAACUCGAUGGACACGCCGGAGCUCAAGUUGGGCCCGCCGGGGCGAAGCUUGCCUACAGCUACGAGUGCACGAGUUCGCAGGGUGGGUUGCUUGUCAUACGCGACCAUGCCGACAAGACGAUUGUGCAGCCUGCGACGGAUAUCGUACAGUAUAUCCGCCAGAACCAUGACGCCUGGUUCGGGUUCGCGACGAAGCCGGGGACGUAUGGCCUCAUGUGCAAGCCCGAGGAUAUAAUCAUGGUCCGUGGUACGGUGAAAACGAGCGCGUGGACCGUCGCCGCGUUCCAAGAGGCCGGGACGCAUGUUAACGACAUUGAGCUCAGCGCACAGGCCGGGUCUAUCGCAGAUGUGGGUCUCCAGGGCUCAUCAUCUGUCAGCGUGUACAACAGCAUCGAGCAUCGCACGGGCCCGCAAAGGCCUUCUGCGUCGCGUCCGGCGUCGCUCAAGCCCGUGACAUCCGGGACGCCCUCACAGCAUGGCAAGUACGACCUGCCCGAGCUCGAAGUAGCAGCAGAAAUGUCGAAAGAAACAGAGCCCGAGAAUAAAAGGAACCAGACGGUUUUCCUUGGCUGCUACAAGGUCAAGCGCCGUUUCCUCCUACCGAAGAAGAUCGUCGCGGGUGCCGGCCCUGAUGAAUUGCCGCCUGGAGAAGACCCUGCACAUCCACCCGCAGUGGCGGCGGCGGAUGAGUUGGCUGUCGAGAUCGACCAACCCGUUAGUGGAGUAUGUGAAUACGUAUCUUGGAUGUCGUUCAAUCCGACUAACAUACUACGCUAG